This is a messenger RNA of Cottoperca gobio, 4689 nucleotides long. It is a transcript of the gene tmem117, whose product is annotated as transmembrane protein 117. The transcript is spliced from 8 exons. Gene Ontology annotation, biological process: intrinsic apoptotic signaling pathway in response to endoplasmic reticulum stress. The record is from RefSeq and is a predicted model, not a curated record. Bases 463 to 2025 code for a protein of 520 amino acids. Lineage: Eukaryota; Metazoa; Chordata; Actinopteri; Perciformes; Bovichtidae.
CUUAAAAAUACAGAGGGGUGGGCUGUCGGGAAGUUACUCAAGCGCUGCCGCUUGCUUGGGAAGGUGUUCCCGAGCAAAGCAUCAGCGUAAUGCUGCUACAAUCUUUUGAGGGGAGCACAGAGUAGACAGGCUGAGAGGAUAAGCCUUUUUAAAAGCCAGUGCGUUACAGCUAAGCACUUCAAGAUUCUACUUUAUCCAGGUAUGACACUUGCACCUCCAACCUGUUUAACUGACUGAGGAAGAAUUUAGUCUCUAAGGCUCGUACUUAUUGUUCUUGCUUCCAGCUUCUUGUUAAAUUGUGUCUCCUGUUUUCAUGCUGCUGAUUCUUUGCUGUGUUGGCAUCACCAACCAGAUGGAUCAAGACCUCUCUGUCAUUUGUGUGAUCAUCUUAGUGUUGAUGGGAAAGCCUGUCCCCCGCGCUAAGAACUCUCCACGUGUAGUGUGGCUGCGGGGCUCAGCAGGAUGGAAAUAGAUGCCCGUUUUCGCUACUAUUUCCAGCACCCGUGGUCGCGCCUCAUCGUGGCCUAUCUGGUCACCUUUUUUAAUUUCCUCGUCUUCGCCGAAGACCCCAUCUCUCACAGCCAGACAGAGGCCCAUAUGAUCGUGGUGGGCAACUGCUUCUCCUUCCUGUUCAACAAGUACCCGGGCCUCGGAUGGAACACCCUGAAAGUAAUCUGCUGGAUACUGGCCAUUAUCACUGGCAUGUUAGCCGGGAAGUUUAUAUUCCACCGACAGCUCUUUGGUCGAUACCUGCGCCUGAAAAUGUUCCGCGAGGAUCAUGGCUCCUGGAUGACCAUGUUCUUCAGCGCCAUCCUCUUCCUCUUCAUCUUCUCACACAUCUACAACCUUUUCCUGCUGAUGGCUGGGAGCAUGGAGCCUCACAUGGUGACGGAUUACAUGGGCAUCAGGAAUGAGAGUUUUAUGAAAAUUGCUGCGGUGGGCACGUGGAUGGGAGACUUUGUCACUGCGUGGAUGGUGACAGAUAUGAUGCUCCAGGAUCAGCACUACCCAGACUGGGGCAAAGCAGCCAGAAGGUUCUGGAAACAAGGCAACAACAGGAUUGUUCUCUUCUGGUCCGUGCUGAUCACUCUGACGUCUGUAGUGGUUCUGGUCAUCAGUACCGACUGGAUCAGCUGGGACAACCUGAACCGAGGCUUCCUGCCCAGCGACGAGGUCUCCAGGGCCUUCCUGGCCUCCUUCAUCUUGGUCUUCGACCUUCUUAUUGUCAUGCAGGACUGGGAGUUCCCUCACUUCAUGGGUGACCUGGAUGUGAAUCUACCAGGAAUGUCAACAACGCAUGUGAAGGUCAAGCUUCCUGUCUGCAAGAGUAUCUUUAAAGAGGAGUACCACAUUCAUAUCACAGGUAAGUGGUUCAACUACGGUAUCAUCUUCCUCGUGCUGAUUUUGGACCUUAACAUGUGGAAGAACCAGAUCUUCUACCAGCCCUACGAGUACGGUCAGUAUGUCGGGCCCGGUGAGAAGAUCUUCACGGUGGAGGAGCCAGAAACGCUCCGCUUCUUCAACCGCAGCACUCUCACCUACGAGUGGCGCUCCACCACCAUAAAUCCCGACAGCAACCUAACCUACGUGGAGCGGGACAUGUUCCUUCACAGUCGCUACACCGGAUCCCGCUUGGACAUCAAGUGCCUGGCCUUCAUCCCGAGCCUGGCGGCGUUCCUCCUCUUCGGGUUCUUCGUUUGGUUGUUCGGGCGAUUUCAGGACAGCGAGACCUUCACGGAAAACCCAGACAAGUCGUAUGAGAGGAUAAAGAGGAAGUCGCCGUCGGAGUACAGCAAGGAGAUGGGUGUGACGCCAGAGGAGGUGCACGUGACCAUGAUUGACAGUCUGAAACGAGCGGGAACGCCAAUGCUUCUCUCAGUGGACGAGCCACACUUUGAAGCGACGCCCUCUACGAACUCAACUAUUUCCAUGGAAACCCAAGAGACACAUCCGAGCAUUGUGGUUGACAGCGCAGAGCAGGAGGAACCAGCUGUCUCUUUUGAUGUCCACAAGCUCUCUCCGUGACCUUAUGAACACCUGAAACUUCGAACUAUAUAACAGUUUAUAAAGUAAAGCUCAAGACGCACUUUGUCAAGAUCUUGAGCCGUCACUGUUCUUUCGAAUACGACCAAGCUUCCACAGAAGUUGACCACAACUGUUCAUGAGAUACAGGAGAAAGACAAAGGGAUGUUACAGGAACACCAAAGCCAGUCCUUAUGGCUGUAUUUGUUUGAAUAUAUUUUUCUAAAACAAUUUUUUUUAAAAGCCUCUAAAACAGCGCCAAUUCUGAUAACAACCGCAGAAUGCAAACUUAUAGUUGAACAUGGUGCUUGCUCGGAUUUUGCAUUUUCAUAAUUAAAUUUUCUCACAGGAAGCUAUUUUGGUGCCUAUAUCAGAGAAUGGGAGUAUUUCUACAGUCAUGACAUUGCAGCCAGGUGGAGUUUAUUGUAUCACACCAGUGUUACAGCUGCACUAGUGCCUUGAGAUCUUCAGAUACACACAGAAACCUAUUCAGUCUAUACUACUAUAGGCAGCGUAAUGGAUAAUGUCCUACUUACAGUCUGCUAUAUUAACAUCUUAUAUGUUCUUUCAUAUCAUCAUAUUUCAAGGACAAAUUUUACCUCAUUUGAUCCUAAGACUUUAUCAAUUUAAUUUAUUCUAAUGUUACGUCACUCUCUCUCUCUUCUUGUUGAAAUGACAUGAUUAUGAAAAUCAAUGAACUUUGAUGACCUAUUCAUAUCCCCCUCACUUGAUAUUAGUUGCAGAGAUAAUAAAUGCAAUCAGCGAAGAUCAAAUGGUUAACCAACAAUCCACCUUGUGAUUGCUUGUGUGGCUGCUGCACCUGGACUGAAUACCAACAGAGUCAAAAGGGUGGUUUUGCCCUUGGCAUAAACAUGCCAUUGAAGUGCAGAGGAGGCUUCUGCUCCAAAGCUCAGGGCUUCUUUAUGUCUAGAUAAACCUUAAAAGUUUUAGAAGCAGUUUUCAGACAUGCAUGAAGAUUUACAAUUGACAAUUUAUUCAGUUGAAACAUCCUUGUGUAAAAAAAGAAAUCCCUGAUGUUCAAACGCAACUGAAACCUGCCGCAUUUAUCUGGCUUUGAAAGUAUUCACUGCCUUUUCCUAUAUUUUCCUAUGCUACUUAGUCUCAUUAGAAUAUAUAUAAUUGGAGCUUUUGGUCCAAAAGAGCAUGCCCUUCAGUUUUCUUUUUUUUGUGAAAUGCAAAUAUUAACUCAAUUAUUACUACAGUACCACUAUAUUUAUAGAACAUUUCAGUAAGUAUAGAAAUUUGACCAAAGAUACAAAAUAAUUGAACAUUUUUGAACAAAUAAUGCUGCAUAAGAUGAUAUGCUAAUUUAAAGGAUAUAUAUUCAUGAUAAACAGAGUGCAAUGAUCUGUGUUCUUGUAUCACUCUGCAUUAUAAUGGACUGUAAUGUACUAUAAUGUCCUGGAAAAGUAUUUUCCUCCUUUUCUCUCUAACAACCCAAUCGUGAAAGAGCUUUGUUCAACAAUAGUAUAAGUUAUGGAGCCCGGGGUGUGCCACCAGAAUAGCUACAGACUCUUGCAGUGUUUAAUUUUAAUCAAUUAAUACAUUUGACGACGAGGCUAUUUUAAAUAAUUUAAUUUAAUUUUCUGAAAUGUAUAUAUCUAUAUACGGUAAUACAUUUAAAUAAUAAUGAUUUCAAAAAUCUUUAAAUUUGCCAAUUAAUGAUUCAUUUUCCUUAUUCUGACUUUAAAUGAUAAAUUCAAUUAAAAUAUGUAGAAUAUAAAAAGUAUUUUAAGAAAGCUUUUUGUAUUUCAUUUACUUUAAUUUGAAUCCUAAGCAGCUUCAGCCUGAGCUCUGAUUGGCCAGCUGCUGGCAGGCGUCGGGCCAAUCGGAGCUGCUGCUCUGUGGGUUGGAUUUCAUUAGAUUUUUAGGUGGCACACUUAUAGUGUCUUAUAGUUAAUUCAAACACCAAUUAAAUGUGCCUCUUAUUAAUUAUUAUUAUUAGAAAUAUAAUAAUGGAUCAAUGUAUAAUAGUUUUCUUAUGUAGUAAUGUGUUAAUUGAUUAUAGAAUAAUGCUCUAAAACUUAAUAUUUAUUACGGUUGCACACUCCAGACUCCUUACAGGAAUUCCCUGUGUGUGUGUGUGUGUGUGUGCUUGUGUAUGUGUGUGUGUGUGUGCUUGUGUGGGUACAUUGUGGUGGCAGAGGUGUCUAUUUGUGUCUGUAAAGGAUGUUUUGUACUUAAUAGUGCAUGUUGUGUGUGUGUGCGUGUGCGUGUGUGCACUGGAGGCUUGCGAAGUGUGUAGGUGUUUGGUACACUUGUUUUUGACAAAGGCCAUUCUGUGAAGAGGUCAAUUUGUUUAGCAUAAUUGGUUUGCAGCUUUUUGUUCUGUAAUUAUCCUUUUAUACAUUACAGCUCUAUGAGGACAUUAGAUAUUAGUGUCUCACCAAAGGCCAUAACCUCUCUGGACUUGAAGGGCGUCUAAUCUGUUUGUUAUGUAUUGUGUUUAGCUUAAAAGUGAGGGUUUCCUUUUUUGUUUUGUUUUCAUUGAAUUGUGUUGCAAAUCCGACACUCCCUUCAGUUCCUGUGUGUUUGUGCUUUUUUUCCUGAAGCAAUGGAAAUGUCCUUUUGCUGUUUGCUCGAUGUACUGUGUGUCUGUUGAACCUCGUGUUACCAAUAAAUGAAUACAUUUUGUUAUAUCCUCAA